Messenger RNA from Pseudocercospora fijiensis CIRAD86, 1178 nucleotides. RefSeq lists its product as uncharacterized. The coding region runs from base 6 to 1019 and encodes 337 amino acids. The transcript has 3 exons. NCBI's taxonomy places the organism in Eukaryota, Fungi, Ascomycota, Dothideomycetes, Mycosphaerellales, Mycosphaerellaceae. The record is from RefSeq and is a predicted model, not a curated record. Gene Ontology annotation, biological process: lipid catabolic process. Gene Ontology annotation, molecular function: lipase activity.
GCGAGAUGGCAGUGUGUAGUGCAUUUUGGGCGCUCCUGCUGUUGGCAAUCACCAGUCUGGCGACAGUCGUACCAAGACAGGAUUUGUCAUAUCCCCAGAAUCCGGAGAAUGAUUACUCCUGUCGAAGCACGACCCAUCCUAAUCCGGUGGUGAUGAUCCAUGGCCUCUUGUCGACGUAUUACACCAACAUCAACCUCUUGGAAGCUUACCUCAAGUCUCAAGGAUUCUGCACAUUCUCGUUCACGUACGGAGUGCCUUUGGGUAUAACUCUCCUUGGAGGGGUGAGAAGCAUUGCAGAUUCCUCGCGAGAGGUGGCAGAUUUCAUUCUGAAAGUCGCAAGAUUGACGGGGAACGCGAACAUUGAUCUUGUCGGGCAUUCCGAAGGAGCCUUUCAAUCGCUCUACGUUCCGAAAUUCUAUCCCCAGGUCGCUGCUGUGGUUCGAAAUGUUGUUGCCAUCGGACCUCCUACGCAUGGCACAACUGUGUCCGGACUAUAUCUGCUCGCGUAUCUCGGGGGAAAUCUCACUCGUGACCUGGUUGGAGACGUAUUGGAAACACUGGGCUGUGGGGCAUGCGAUGACCUGGGAGGGAAAGGCGACGGCCAGGACGGUCCUGCCGUAAGAGCUUUGAAUCAAGGUCCGAUUGCGGUUUCUGGCAUUCACUACACGAUCAUGACUUCAAAACAAGAUGAGGUCGUCACGCCGCCCGAGACCGCUUUCGUUAAUGAGCCUGGCGUGCGAAACUUCUUCAUUCAGGAUUACUGCCCUCAAGAAGUUGUUGGCCAUCUCGGCGAGCCUUAUAGUCCUAAUGUCCAAGAGAUCGUGGUCAACACCCUAAGCGGAAGCCUUGCUGGUCCAAAAGUGUGCUCGGCGGGACCAUCGCUGCAAUUGGGCGGAGGCUUGCAUUCUCUGCCUCCGGUCGAGCAACUUGAAAGUACUUUAGCCAACCUGAUUGGGACUUCAGGUUUGCCGUUGAAGAGAAGUGAGAUCGAAUCAGAAAACAAUGCAAUCGUGGCUUGAAGCAUCCAACAUCCUAAACGCGAUGAUCACGCUUGUUUUUGAUUCCUAGACCCACAAAAUCACUCACAAUUAUAGUGUUUGUAGGGGUAUUUGCUGAGAUGAUGAUUGUAAUUAUAAUCACAGAAGCACUACUUAAUCGAGGAAUUGUCUCCCUUGGCG